AUGAAUGAUAACGACUGGGAAGCUGGAUUAACAAAGGCGGAAGCUGGAAGGUACAGUCGCCAAAUUUUGGUUAAUGAUUUCGGUGUUUCCGGUCAAAAAAAAGUAUUGGGUGGUAAAGUGUUAAUCGUCGGCGCUGGUGGAUUAGGAUGUCCCGUGGGAAUAUAUCUUGCCGGUGCUGGAAUUGGAACUAUUGGUAUUGUGGACUACGAUACCGUAUCCUUGGACAACUUACACCGACAAAUUGCUCACGGGGAAAAUCGAGUAGGAGAACUAAAAGUUGAAUCGUUGAAAACAACUAUUCUAAACCUCAAUAGCUCUAUAAACGUCAACGCCCACAAUACUACUCUAGAUAGUAAAACAGCAAUGGAUAUUAUUCGAGAAUACGAUGUAAUUUGUGAUUGUUCAGAUAAUGCAGCAACAAGGUACCUCGUAAACGAUGUGUGUGUAAUUUUAAACAAACCGCUUGUAAGCGGAAGUGCUCUUCGCUGGGACGGCCAGCUGUCUGUCUAUCAUUAUGGAGAAGACUGCCCAUGUUACCGUUGUCUAUAUCCUUCACCUCCCGAUCCAAAAAUGGUCACAAACUGCAACGAAGGAGGAGUUCUUGGGCCUAUCGUCGGAGUUAUUGGAAGCAUGCAAGCUCUGGAAGUUCUUAAAAUUCUUUCAAAUUCGUCAAGCUCAUUCUCUGGUAAACUGCUUCUUUUUAAUGGACGAACUGGUCAAUCAAGGAUAAUUGCGCUUAGAAAACGAGACAGGAACUGCGCAGUUUGUGGAGAUUCUCCUACUAUUUCCAAUCCCAUUGAUUAUGUCCUGUUUUGUGGAGCUGGAGCACAUGAUAAAACGGAAAGCAUAAGGCUACUCGAUGAUUCCGAACGAGUUUCAGUAGAAGACUACAAAAUUCAAAGACGAAAAGAGAAGCCGUAUCUUUUAGACACGAGACCUCCUGUAGAAUUUGAAAUUGCUCAUUUACCAGAAGCUAAAAAUAUUACUCUCAACGAUGUGAAGAAACUCAAUCCAGAAGAAAUUGUGAAAAAAUUGAAUUUGCCAGAUUCGCAAGAUUUAUUUGUGAUUUGUCACCGCGGAAACGAUUCUCAAAGGGCCGUUGAGAUUUUGCGCGACAAACUUAAAACACAUAAGGUGCGAGAUAUAAUCGGCGGAUAUGAAGAAUGGGCCCAAAAAGUGAAUCCCGACUUUCCAGUUUAUUAA
Molecule: messenger RNA, 1203 nt
Organism: Caenorhabditis bovis
Lineage: Eukaryota; Metazoa; Nematoda; Chromadorea; Rhabditida; Rhabditidae
Source: the annotation of a GenBank genome assembly